UCUAAGUGAACCCGCGCCGACACUAGCCGCGACAGCCCCCAUCUUUGUAUUUUACCACAUGGGCGAAACGACUGAGUCCUUCCUUUUGUCAUAACCGUCGUGGACAGUCUGUUUGGUAGCGUUUGUUGUCAAGGGCCAAAGGAAACCACUAGUCAUCUAUCACGGACACACACGUCUGCUUCCCGGUCGUUUAAUCCCUGGCAAACCGUAUGUCUGUGCUGGUGUUUGCUGCUAAUGGUUCUAGUCCCAGCUCCCAAGUCAUCCAUCACUGUUCCGAGUAGGUUAUGUGACCGUGAAUAGUCUCGUUGUCCAACCUCAAAGGGAACCCCCCAAUCUACGUACAGUGAAUCAUCGCCGCCCAAAUGUAAAACAAAGAAAUUGCAAGCAUAAAAGCCAAAAUUCUCCCUCCCUCUAGACUCCACCCAGCAUCAGUCAAACUACCCUAUUCACCGUGAACAUGACUUCCGAGCACGAGGACUACCGCGAGGAUUACCACGAGCUCAUCAACGACGGCGGUCGCGGCUAUGUGGACAUCUCACUUGUUCCCCGUCCUUCUCCGCGCUGGGAUGAGGAGCUCGAGAUUUGGAAAACAACUCGACGCCCCAUACGUGGUAGAUAUUAUCGGCUUUUCCAGGAACAAUUGUUCAGGUGGUACAGUUUCCGAAAAUGGCAACGCGAUCAACGGGGGGACGAGGACGACGACAGCCGCUUCCUGGAACAUGCAAAGAGCAUGCAGCAUCGUCUGGCCGAGCACGGCUUCACCCGAUCCUUCCAGCUCAGCAGAAACCCCAGGAAACAAGACCGGCUGACGACAUGGAUCGAAUACAUCGGCUAUGAGUGCUGGACGGCCGACAACCAUGCGAAGAAAGUCAAAGACGAGGAGGCAGCCUACGAGCAAUACUUUCAAGACAAGCUGCGAAGCACGGAUAUAGUAGACCAUUCCGUCACCAAGGAAUCCCUCCGGCUUCCUGGAGCCCUCGCCAAGUACAAGGCUGAAUACAUAGACGCUAUGCAAACCCUGGCAUUGGUGGGGAGGGAGAUGGGCAGAGGCAAGGUGUCCACCGCUGAUAAUGAGAGAAGUUUGACAGCGCUUGGGAAUUAUGAAGAGAGGCGCGAUCUGGUCUUCAAGAUUGAGAGGUUUCUCCGGGAAACGGACUCAUACCAUUUCGCGACGGUGCUCGCUGCCCGCAAUCUCAAAAUCGUGGAGUGGGCUAUAAAGGAGGUUCCCAAGGUAGAGGCGGAGAUGGUAGUCCUUUCUGGCAGAGCACGGAAUGCGAGAAGGGAUAGGGAUACCUCGAAUAUCGAUCAAGGUUCAAUUAGAUAG
Molecule: messenger RNA, 1324 nt
Organism: Ilyonectria robusta
Lineage: Eukaryota; Fungi; Ascomycota; Sordariomycetes; Hypocreales; Nectriaceae
Exons: 1
Coding region: 458-1324 (288 amino acids)
Source: RefSeq, a predicted model, not a curated record